AUGCUACGAAUUUUCUCCCGGUGGCGUCAUAUUCGUAACCUUAGUCUGUUCGCGGUAGAUGACUGGAUCAUGAUGACGGCUGUGCCGACACUUUAUACCGGGCUGGCAGUGAUCUCAACUCCAACAAUUGCCAAAGACGGAAGCAGCAUGACCCCAUCAGAACGUGUGAGCGCAUCCAUACAAGGUGGCUCCAAUAAGUGGAUCAAAGAACCAACAGCCAUUGCUGUUGCUGAGCAGUGCAUGCACGCCUUGAUGUCCGCAUUAAAACUAUGUAUGCUAUUGACAUUCGCUCGCACGCUCAAAGAAACGACCACCAUCAAAUGGGUCAAGGGUGCGGCAGUAUACAUCAUCUUCGGCUGGCUAGCGGUUGAAGUUGCCUUCUUCACGGUCUGCAGCACAGUCGAGGAGUUUGCUAUUGCCCAUGCAACAUUCAACCUUAGCAGCGAUGUAUCCAUCGUUGCGAUCGCAAUCUCGCUAAUCACAUCGCUCUCGCUACCGGUUAAACAAAAGACCAGGCUAGUCAUGCUACUUGGCAUGGGCAGUUUUAUCGUCAUCUCAGCACUUCUAGCAACAUUCCGCGACUUUACCGAAGCUUAUUCUACAACUCGCAUACCCUGGUACUUACGCGAGGCGUCGUUCGUAGUCUGCGUCGCUAAUGCACUUAACCUUUGGUGUCUAUUCCCCAGAAACAUGCCAUUCGUGCAUGACGCUAUCGAGUCAAAUGUCCGAUGCUCCGACGCUCAGCGAGACGAGAAAGUAUCUACUAGUAUGAACGAGCAUCACAGCCACAUACACGCCUUCCAGACCCCCAGCCCUGACGACUUGGACUGCGAAGAAGCAAGCUGCGAUGACGAGGAAAAUGAGAUAAUCAAUCAGUGCGAAGCGAAUCCCUGGAAACGCAUCAUCGUAGACGUACAAGUCGAUUUCAAAUUGGAGAUUCUAAAUGCCAGGUGCGCAGGAUCUUCCAUGAAGGCAGAGAAGUCGAGGAUCGUAACGUGUGAGGGACCAGAUGCGCGACAUGGAAAGGAUUAA
This is a messenger RNA of Bipolaris oryzae ATCC 44560, 1032 nucleotides long. RefSeq lists its product as uncharacterized. Bases 1 to 1032 code for a protein of 343 amino acids. Lineage: Eukaryota; Fungi; Ascomycota; Dothideomycetes; Pleosporales; Pleosporaceae. The record is from RefSeq and is a predicted model, not a curated record. The transcript is spliced from 4 exons.